CUGCCGACGACGACGAAGGCGCUUUGGUAGAACCGACGAAUUUUCGAGGACGGACUCGUUUGCGAGGAGCAGAUGCGUCGGCCAUGAGCGGCGAAAAAGAGCUGCAAUUCUGAUGACGUCAUGUCUACCGACUUGGACAACGACACUGAUCGCGUUGAAAAAAAACGAAUCUACCUCUCUGUACCUCCUCGUCUCUUGGUCCUUCCUCCUGCCUUCUUCAUUGUUGGUUCUCUCCUCGGAUUCAUUCGCGGAACACGUUCUGCAUCCCUAAAAUUUCUGGCAGAAAACGCCCAUCGUCCUCCGAGAACUCUUCAAGGAUGGUACUUCUACAACAAAACCAAGAACUAUAAAGUGCUCCUUGCGGGGAGCACAGGAGCUGUUAAAGAGGGUGUAAAACUUGCCAUAGUAGGGGCUGGAUGGGCUGGAAUUGAAGAAGGCUUCGAGAUGAAAGGAUGGCCAGGCAAAGAAAUUGCAGCGGGAACGGGCACGGCGGCAGUCAUCAGUGCGCUCUAUCGACUGGGAUGGCAGACAUCUGGAAGAACGGUUGCUCUCGGAGCGAUUAUGGGCGGUGUGAUGCAAGCCCUUUUGGUCGGAAGGAAGUAUGUUGAAGAGCACCAAAAGUUGGAAAAUGAAGACGACGCGCCAUCUAUAAAUUAAUUCCGUGAAAGUAUCGGUGUCUAUAUUACUAGGACGAAGACUAUGAAGCUUCGUUUCUUCAUCGACUGCGAGCGUAUCUUUCUGCACCUGGAUCCUAGAGAAUCUAUGGAAGGUGCCUAGCAUUGCA
Molecule: messenger RNA, 784 nt
Organism: Desarmillaria tabescens
Lineage: Eukaryota; Fungi; Basidiomycota; Agaricomycetes; Agaricales; Physalacriaceae
Exons: 2
Coding region: 121-657 (178 amino acids)
Source: RefSeq, a predicted model, not a curated record